This is a messenger RNA of Letharia lupina, 1365 nucleotides long. RefSeq lists its product as uncharacterized. The coding region runs from base 1 to 1365 and encodes 454 amino acids. The transcript is spliced from 3 exons. NCBI's taxonomy places the organism in Eukaryota, Fungi, Ascomycota, Lecanoromycetes, Lecanorales, Parmeliaceae. The record is from RefSeq and is a predicted model, not a curated record.
AUGAAAGUAUCAGGCAUUACUGCCAACGACUUGAGUCGCUACAAGAUGGUCAACAACAAGAGUCGCUACUCCGGACCUGAGCCUCAGACUCUCCCUCUUCCACCGGAACUUGUCGUGCGAACUCUCAGCUACCUAGACCAAGCUUCUGACAAGAAAAAUGCCAGACUUGUAUCCAAAGGCUUCGCAGCAGCCGGCCUAUCCUCGCUCACCUCGACGGUCUACUUCUCCACCUCGCUCAUUAAGAUAGGCUAUCUUUCCAAAGACUUACAAUUCUCGAGUCCAGUCCUUGAGAUCGCGAUGCAUGAAGUCGUCUCCAAAUACAUCAAUAAACUGGUCUGCGGUGGUACCCAGCUUUCGGCUUCUUAUCUUCCACUCAGAGACUUCCAGAACUGGUGGGCAACCCUCGGAAAGAGCGAAACGUCAUGGCCAGUUCAGAAGAUCCACAGCAUUUAUGUAUCAAGGUACAGCCAAGAAAAAUUGGUUGUUAGCAAGGGUGAAGACCGAAACAUCUUCCUCACAGCUCUUGAAAGGUUCGAGAAGCUCAAAUGCAUUGUAUUCACGGAUGCUGCUGCGAACGAACAACGUCAAGUCUUGCCCCAACCCACAUGGCCCUCGGCCGUUCCUGAGGGAGACCUUUGGGGUCCCUCCUCGCCAUAUCAUAGCUUUGCUAUGUGUAUCCGGUCACUCUCAGAAAUGGCCAUCAAACUCCAUGAACUCUCCAUCGAGGGUGGACAGAAUGCGAUUUCCUGUUGUAUCUUCUCUCGAGCCUCAUCAAAAGACUACAAUCAUCUACUCAACGUCUUUGCAAGUCUCCGCAAAAUAAGCAUAAGUGUCAACACACAUCAAGACGCGUACCCUCUGUGUUUCGCCGGCCUCGGGCGGCUUUUGACUCACGCGACACUGGUGCAGUCCUUGGACUUGAAGUGCACUGGGGGGCGGCGUCAAUCACGCCUGAUACUGUCACGAGUAUUCCAAAGUGCUACAUGGCCAUGUCUCAAGCAUUUCGGUCUCCAUGGUUUCAUAAUGCACACCGACGUGGAGCUGAUCACAUUCUUUGAGCGUCAUCGAGCAACAAUAGACAGCGUGGCGCUCAGGUCUAUGUUCCUACAUCAAAAAGAGUUGAAUUCUAGGGAGGACUCUCCUUGCGAAGCUUGGAAGCAUUUCUUCGGUAAAUUACGACAGCGGUCAAUCAAGUUUCAGAAUCUGGAUUUGUUCCGGAUACAAGACUGCUCCAAUCCAUUUGAAGUGCAUCCGGACCUUUCCGUCCGUGCAAAUGGUGGGAAAACAGUUCUACAGUAUCUACGCGAUGGUGGCCUGAACCCCCUUACGAUUGACACGAUCAACGAGGCCGACGUAUGUGGAUAA